UCAUUGAAUAACUACAACAAACAUGCCGAUCGUUAGAUAAUUGAUUUUUCCUUGCCUUUGCGGUUGUUUAUUUUAUUACGCAUUUUACGUAGAAUUAGUAAUAGUUUUAUGGUUAUUUUAGUUACAAAAAUAUGCCAAUUAAUUCAUCGUAUAUCAAUUGAAAGCCGUGGACCGUGAUCAGCGCUGGAACAGUGUUUGAGAUAAAAAGUUUGCCUCUUUAAUGCCACCUAUGUUCAAUACCAUUGUUCCUUGAAUCCUGCAAACAUGACUGAUGUUGAUAUAAAAAACGAAAACGCAACCACCGAAAUAAAAAUCGAAAUCGUGGAUCAUCAUCCAAACGCCGAUGGCUCCAGUGAAAAUAUCACCGACUUACAAAAUUACCUGCAGACUUUCAAUAAAGAAAUUCUCACAGUCCAAGCCGAAUCUGGUCAAGCUGAUGGCCAGUCCCAGCCUAAUGCGAAUGAGACAGCAAACACCACGUACUAUGUCACAGAAACAGGAGAAUAUUUCUAUCAAGCUGAUACAGUCAAUGGACAAGUCAUGACUGUUAUAACUGACGAUAAAAAUCCUGAAGUUCAAACCACAAGAACAGUUACAAUCGACAACCAUGAAAAAUCAAACUCUGAGAGUAACGAAAACAGUGCCGCCUCUGAUGGUCAAAGCAAAGUCGUUAGUGACCUAUCCCAAUCCAGUCAUAUUCUUCUGGGAGAAGAUUCCUACCAAACAGUUACCAUUGUACCGACUGAAACUAAUCCUGGCGAAGUGAGUUAUGUAUUAAUUGUACAGCAGCCCGAAGAAGGAGAAAAGGAAAAGGAAGAUGGAGAAGAAGGAGACGAUCAAGAUCUUACGAUUUACGAUUUCGAAGAUGCGGAUGAUCCCGAAGCCAAUGCUACAGCGGAUUCUUCUGAAGAAGACGAUAAAUCAAAAAUUAUGAAAAUCGUUGCGAGGAAAUCACAAAGCGUAUCUCAAGCUCAUAUGUGUAAUUAUUGUAACUACACCAGUCCCAAAAAGUAUUUACUAUCGAGACACAUGAAAUCGCAUUCCGAAGAACGACCUCAUAAAUGUAGUGUUUGUGAUCGUGGAUUCAAAACUAUAGCUUCGUUGCAGAAUCACGUUAAUACUCAUACUGGCACCAAACCGCAUCACUGCAAACAUUGUCCCAGUGCUUUUACUACUUCAGGGGAACUUGUACGUCACGUUCGUUACAAACAUACUCAUGAAAAACCUCAUAAGUGUUCAAUUUGUGAUUACGCCAGUGUUGAAUUGAGUAAAAUGAGAAACCAUAUGAGGUGUCAUACUGGAGAACGUCCAUACCAGUGCCAACAUUGUACAUACGCUAGCCCAGAUUCGUUUAAACUGAAACGUCAUCUGCGUAUUCACACCGGUGAAAGACCGUACGAGUGUGAUAUCUGUCAUUCAAGGUUUACCCAGUCAAAUAGUCUUAAAGCCCAUAAAUUGAUUCAUAGUGAUGAAAAUGAUAAACCGGUGUUUAAAUGUGACCAAUGCCCAGCUACUUGCAGUCGUAAAACGGAUCUACGAAUUCACGUUCAAAAGUUGCAUACUUCCGAUCGAUUAUUUAAUUGCCGCAGAUGUGGUAAAAAUUUCCCCGAUCGAUAUACUUACAAAAUGCACAAUAAAACUCACGAAGGAGAAAAAUGUUGGAAAUGUGACCUGUGUCCUUACGCUUCGGUGUCUCAUCGCCAUUUAGAGUCGCACAUGUUAAUUCACACCGAUCAGAAGCCAUUCCGUUGCUCUUUAUGCGACCAAUGUUUCAGACAAAAACAACUUCUAAAACGUCACCAAAAUCUAUACCACGAUCCCACCUACGUACCUCCAGCUCCUAAAGAAAAAACUCACGAGUGUCCCGAAUGUAAACGCUCUUUCCGUCACAAGGGUAAUCUUAUUCGUCACAUGUGUAUGCAUGAUCCGGAAUCCGAAGCCGUUCAAACAGCGAGCGCUUUGAAAAUGGGACGACAGAAAAAAAUACAAGUUGUAAACGGAGAAGAAAUAAAAAUCAUUUCGACCGAAGAGGAGAUCGAAUUGAAAGAUGAAAUCAUUGAGAAUGACGCUAAAUUAUUGAAAAGUGAUUUGGGAAGUCAGCUGAUCGAAGGAGCUGAUGGACAGCACUACGUUGUUUUAGAAGUUAUCCAGUUGCAAGGUGGUGACGGAGAGCAAGCGGUGGCCGUUGUGUCUGAAGGGGAUUUCCAAGGUGGUACUUUGACCCUAGAGAAUGCUGAUGCCAGUCAGUUCAUCACUCCGGAUUAUGUGGAAAAGCAUGAUACUAAAACUGUGCAGAAAAUAACGAAAAAUGUCGUCGUCGAUUCGACCAGCGAUGUACAGAAUUGUUUCGGUUUCGAUGACGAAGAAGAAGAAAUGGAGAGUUAAGCUGCUUUCAUUGAUAGUGACAUCUCUUGGUAUUGGAGUACAAAUGUAAUUUUAUACGCUUUUGUUUUAAUUUUUGUUUUUUUUUUGUUCACAUGUCGAGUUUUGCCCCUUUUUUAUUCCAAUCUAAUGUAAGAAUACGUUUGAAACGUAUUGUGAUUUGAAAAUGUUAAUUGUAUUACUGUCAAGUACUGGUUUUACUAUCCAGUUGGCGAUGGAAAUGUUCAUUUGAGGGGUAUUUUUAUUCUGAUGACUUGAGUUCGAAUAUUUUAAAUAUUGUUAUGUACAUGGAAAAAGUACAUUAUUAUCGAACAGUUUGUACGUAGAUAUCUUAUAAUGUAACGCCUAGUGCGAAACUUAUGUUCAUAGUGUUCCUUCGUCUACAUAGAAGUUCCUUGAGUAGCUGUAAACCUCGAGGAGUUCUCCAUCAGUUUCAGUAUGCGUAUAUGAUUUUGAAAAAUGGUUCUUACCAACUAGUAUUUUAUCGACGAAAAUCAAAUCUCGUAAAAACUUCGUUCCGUUUACAAAAUCGGUCGUGCACUUGUAAACAUACCUUACAAUGUUCCAUUGAAAUUUGUCGAAGCGUUGAAAAAAAGUCAUUUUUUAAUUUUUAAUGACCUCCCAUUACUAUUUUUUUUCUUUUUUUUCACUUGAAAGAAUAAACUUUUGGUUUGAAGAGGCUACGUUAACGUCUAAAGCUUGCUGUUAAAUAUCACCGCAACUUUUACCUUAUGCCCGACAAGUGUACCAAAAAAUGAUUUUUUUUAUACUUUUGAUUAUUAUUAUUUUGAUAUGAAAAUAAGUCGCGUUGUUUCAUUAUGUACUAGUAAGUAGUAUUUAGCUGCAAUUCGUAUGAAUUUUUAUUAUGAACAUGGUGUGUGUUUGUUGUAAUUUAAAUUAUUAUAGUUUCACCAUGUUGCAUAA
Molecule: messenger RNA, 3306 nt
Organism: Planococcus citri (citrus mealybug)
Lineage: Eukaryota; Metazoa; Arthropoda; Insecta; Hemiptera; Pseudococcidae
Product: transcriptional repressor CTCFL-like
Exons: 14
Coding region: 265-2385 (706 amino acids)
Biological process (GO): regulation of DNA-templated transcription
Molecular function (GO): DNA-binding transcription factor activity, RNA polymerase II-specific; RNA polymerase II cis-regulatory region sequence-specific DNA binding
Source: RefSeq, a predicted model, not a curated record